AUGGUGCCUACGAGUAGUAGAUUUACUGAGAAUCGCGGACCAGGCCAAGUAGGCUACAUGUGGUCAAACAUCAGAAAUGACUUAAACGGAGCGGCAGGAUUCUGUGGAAUCUAUGAGUUUCAGGUUAGAGGAGGAACCCAGAGUGCAGUAGUUUACAUUGGAAGCACUUGCCCGCGCCAAGCAGAUGGCGGACAAUGCCGUAGAUUGAAAAACAGGAUCAUCAACUACUGCAGACACGGAAACCAUAAAGCAGAUCUAAUAAACUACUCACUGAGCAGUGGAUAUGAGCUGUGGGUCCGUUAUAAGCAAGCUGGGAGUGCAGACGAAGCUCAAGCCUGGGAAAACGCGCUGCUCGCCAUGUAUGAUUACGCGUGGAAUGUUAGAAAUAACGGCAACGUAAGGGUCGUCCCAUAGUGACGUACACUGCCUGAUCGACACUGAAGCGGUAAACGGAGACGUCCAAUUAUUCCAUGGACUGAAUUCGCCAUUGUACAGAAAAGUGUUUAUUUUUGUGCCAAACCAGUAGUACAUGAAAAAUUUUAUAGCUUAGCUUGCGUAUAGACUGAGCACGAUAACAGUCACUGUUUAAUUUGAGUACAUUUAACUGCGGCCACUAAUCGUCAUUAGCGCUGCACCCUCUAAAAAAUCGUGUCUGAUUACAGUCAAUGAAAAAGAGAUGACGACACAAGUUCCAAUAGACCCAAUACUUGCUAACAUCCUUACUCUUAGUAAAUACUUAUAUCAUGUAGACGCAGAAGUGCAGAAGAGGACUAUUAAAAUGUUUAGAUUUAUACAGUAAAGUGAUGGAUUCCAACCUUUAAUUUUUCAAACUACUUUUGCCCUUUUUUAAUCGAAGAGAAAGUUUAAUAUCGUGUCUUAGGAUCCUAGUCGUUUUUAUUUUAAGUUGAUGUCUUCAACUAAACUUUGAAGAUAUCGCAUUUAUGACAGUUUUUAGCUCAAAUCUACCGUUGAAUUGUGGCGGAAUAUUCUAAGAAAUACCGGAAGAACGUCAUUUGUCAUUCCCAGAAUUAAAAUUCUCUUUGUCUCUCACCCCUCAAUGACUCAGUGUUCAACAUAGAUUGCUAUUGAGAAAACCCGUUUGUCCUCCUUGACUCGAGCAAAAGGGGAUUAUGAAUGAGCUACUGAAUGAUUAGGAACAAUAGGGAUAAUAUGGUGGCUAAAGCCUAUGCGAGAAAUAUCCCAACAUUACGGAAUUGUUGAGGCCAAGACACUAAGGAUCAAAACUCACUAAACUGAGUAGUCAACAAAUGGCAUAUCAAUUGCUAUAACUUGUAAUAUUACAUUUUUACGUUUAAGAACUUCUUUUAGACCAGCUCUGGCUUUGAUCAGGAAGACCUCAAUUCAUAGCUGUGUCAAAUCUAUAAAACAAGCCGGAAGAAAGUAAUGACGGCGAAGCUAAGCGCCCUGCGAAACCUUAUGCUGCAAUUUAUACGGUGGAAGGAGAAAUUUCGAAGACGCGCGCGCGCACGAGAGAAGAAAAGGAAAGGCCUCCUCUCCCCUUCUCCUUUCCCUCUCGCGCGCUCUGUAAAAACGAACCAAUAUAAUUAACCAACGCCUGCCUGCCGCCAAAAAUCUCAGGUUCUUUCUAGAAAGAUUUUUUUGCAAUCUUUGAUUGGCUUAUGUGUAAACCCCCGGACUCAUUGUCACAUGACUUACUUAAUAAUGGCAAAAAGGCAUUGAAGGGACGACAAGUUGACGUGGGUUAAGUUUCUGGCUUAUCUUAGCACAGCGGUGAUAAAUACAACAGAGAUCAUAUUUAACAAACUGACAGAAAUUGGAUAGAUUAUUCUACACUCAGAAUGGCUCAUGCUCAAAAAAAGUUUAGAGAAAACAGCAAUCUUCAUUCUCCACAAAGCGAAAAUUGGUCGAAAUGGAAGACAGCCAUGGUUCCGCUGUACGAUCGAACAAACACUGUAAACCGCGACUAGAACCAAGUAGGAUUCAUCUGGAAAUAUAUACUGAACGACGGCAAUUUACCGGAGCCCUGUGGAAUUUAUGAAUGGCGAGCUAUUCGACAGGACCAGCCAGAAAGAGUCGUUGGAAGCACGUGCACACGUUGUGGCCAUUAUGUACCACUGCAAAGCAGAAUCCUUGUGUACUGCAGUCAUGGUAGUCAUAAAGAAACUCAGAUAAAUGACGCAUUAACGAAAGGAUAUACACUGGAGGUUCGUUAUAAUUAGCAGGCUUGAAAUGAACCACAAGCUAGAAAACUGGAGAAUGACUUGCUUGACAUGUAUGAUCACGCUUGGAAUGAGAGGCGCAAUGGCGGAAAACUUGGUAUAAGACUAUUGCCCAACUGAUAUGCCGUCAUAUAGUGUACGAAGAUAUAAGAGGCCAACUAAAGGCUGUCAUAAAGUAACUCUAAAGGAACUUUCGUAGUUAAGAUUGAAGUUUUCUUUAAUACUUACAGUGAUAUAACUUUCCAGCACCUGUUUUUCUUUUCUUCUUUCCUUUUUUAGAGGGCAGUGGAAAGAUAAUACGAUAAGAAUUGAUUCAGUGUUUAUUUCAGUUUUAUCUGUUUUAUGUGUAAUAACAGCGGAGUUUUAAUCAUUAAAAAUAUAUGAGGCCCUACCAGGGUAAAUUCCGACAAGCGACGUGGCCCAAAAAGUAUCGACAGCGCGUAAAAUGAAAUCGCGACAAGAGACAACCUCCCUCGGCCAAUCUGCGACAGUGACGGCAAAGCCGACAAUAAGCGACAAGCAUUUAUAAACACCGACACGAGACGUUUUAAAAUUCAGACGGGCGACAUGAGACCCCCCUCCCCUGGCAGGGCCUCAUAUAUUGUUAGAAAAGUAUAUUUGAACAUUACUUAGAGUGAACUGAUUUACCAAAUUUUGCUCCACGUGGCAAGCCUUUUUGGACAUCAAAUAGACUAUGUCACCCGUAUAACAAAGAAGGCUAGGAAAUUAACCAAAGUUGAGGUUAGCGAGGAAAACUGUAUUUUGGUUUCUGAGGGUGACUUCAACUGUACGGGCGUGUAGUGAAUAAAAUAUAAGCGUCAGCAUAGGAUUUCCGAAAAUGAGAACAUCCUUGGAUAACAUGACCCUGUAUGCUGAAUUUUGAAGCAAAUUGGAUCGCACAAAACAUGCAAAAUCGAUUCACUUUGAAAUUGUCUUCUUAUAAAUGGUUGUGCAUAUAACACGUGUUCUCUUUGAUAACAAAUUGAGGUGAGGUCAGUUUAAAAUAAUUUAAUAAGGUCUAAAAUACACAAGGCGUAACGUAACCUAUCUUUUUCUCAGAGAAAAGCCAGAAGGAGCUCAGAACCCUUGGCUAACCAAAUGGCUGAUGCAGGAUUUUAUUGUAAUUAUUUUUCUUUUAGCCCCAAAGGAGGGUUUGUCUUAAAACCGUAACAUCGGGCUAAUUUGUUGAAAUAUAUAUUUUUAUUUCUUUUAUUUUACCGUCUCACCAACAUAAAGAAAAAAAAAAAGAAAGAUUUUGCCUUUUGUUAUUACGACUUUCAAUCCUCAGCUACUACGAAUUUCAAAAAGAUUCUUAGAAACACUGGCACAUUAUUACGGGCAAUAACACAAAACUGAGAAAGGUUUGGACCCAGGAGUCAUUUCAUAAGUAGACUUUGUGUCCAGGUGAACGUAAUCCUGAAUAGCACUGUUGUUGUUGGCAAUAAUACACUCGCGCAAAUAUAUCCUAACGCCCCCAUUAUUGCUCAUCGGAAGGAAAAAUCUCUAAAAGAUUCCCUUGUUAGAGCCAAAAUUCCUUCACUUUAACAACAACAUUAAAGGAGUUAAACAUGGUAAGGGGUGAGUGACGAUAUUAUUACACACUAGUCUGCUGUCUGAAUUUAUUGUUAACAACUUGUGGUGAUGUUGACUGAAAGGGCACUACGCUCUCUGUUCCAAAAAAGCGUUGAGUUGUAUUUUUGCUGAACUUAUUGCAUGCUAUGUUUUUAGGUAGAAGUUUGACUAUUUCUUCUUCCCUAAACGUGAAAAAAAUGUCAAUCUCCAGCUCUACCAAAAACAACUUAAGGAAACCUCGUCCCCAAGGCUUCUUGGUUACCGUCCUUUUUUUUUGCGGUACCCUGUGCAAAUGGCGUCAUGUUACGACAUAUCGCUGAAACGUCACCCAUAUUUGGCCAACCUAGUUGGCUUAGUUAUGAAUUUGAAGCAUUGGCCCGCGGAAAUGAGCCAAUCAGAAACGUCGUCAAUGUUAAGAAAGGAUUUAUCUAAGGCUGACUACGCUACUGAGACAACUUUUCUUGCAAAGUGUGUGAGCAAUUUUCUUCGAGAUGUUGCCCACCCGGCCCCUAUAUCCUAUAAGCCAGUGAACAAGGAUGAUUGCACAAAAGAAGCUUUAAAGCAUGAUACCUUCCGGGUUUUCUAAGAAAGCAAAAACGUCACGUGUUUCGCUUUAUUUAUGUCGCUUCAAUUAUGUCUGACUUUAUAUCAAUGCGCAACAUGUCACUAAGGCCACGAGGCUUCCAUAAUGGUUUGCACCGCGAUGUCCCAGUCAUAUUCUUGUAUUUUUAGGAAGUUCCGAAGAGCAGAAGAGCCUUACCUGAGCUAGGCAUGGCUAAAGGGCUAUUUCUCAGAAAAACCGCAAGUUCUUACAGUGUUACCGCGGUUUAAUCCUGAGAAACCACAAACAUUUUGAUUGGCUGAUUACGUGCAAACUAAUUUUUCGCGUGGCAUGCAAAGUUAAUGUUCUGUUUCAACCAUUAACAUUGCAGUCGUAAGUCAUUGGAUCAGCCUAAUAUUCGCUGCUCCUGCUAAACACAGACCACUGUCCUUGCCGAAGUUCUUUGGCGACCAUUAUUUAACGCUUUAUUCCAACGAAGCUAGUCUUUGCAGCCCGUUGCUCACGCAGACGGUAUGUUUCUACCACCAAAGUCAGUUAGAGAAAAUAAUGAACUCGUAAGGUUUCAAGGCCAAGGUCCGUGGUUACAAUGGAGGAGAGCAAUGGUGCCUACAAGUCACGGUAGCUAUACUAAGAAUCGCGGACCAGGCCAACCAGGGUACAUUUGGUCAAACAUCAAGAAUGAGUUAGACGAAGUGGCCGGAUUCUGUGGAAUCUAUGAGCUUCAGGCUAGAGGAACUCUUCCCCAUAACCUACAGAGUGCAGUAGUUUACGUUGGAAGCACUUGUCCGCGCCAAGCAGAUGGCGGAGUAUGCCACAGGUUGAAAAACAGGAUCAUCAACUACUGCAAAUAUGGAAACCAUAAAGCAGGCCUAAUAAAAGACGCAUUAAGCAGAGGAUAUGAGCUGUGGGUCCGUUAUAAGCAAGCUAGGAGUGCAGAGGAAGCUCAAGCCUGGGAAAAUGCUCUGCUUAACAGAUACGAUUAUGCUUGGAAUGUAAGAAAUAACGGCACCAUAAGGGUUAUCCUCCCAUAG
Messenger RNA from Porites evermanni, 5366 nucleotides. NCBI's taxonomy places the organism in Eukaryota, Metazoa, Cnidaria, Anthozoa, Scleractinia, Poritidae. The record is from the annotation of a GenBank genome assembly.